CCAGGGAGGGACUGGGGCACAGAAUGGAGAGGGUGGCGCGGCCCUAGGAGGCCUCACCGUCGACAAAGGGGUUGGAGCAUUGGCCACGGGGUCGGCUGUGUGUGGCUGGGCCCAGGCAUCCCCAUCACUUCGGCCCUCAGGUUUUGUGCCUUUUGCUCUGGCAGCUUUAGGCUUUGCUGUCCCCGCGAGCACAUCACCAUGUCCGAGGUGCCCCGGGCUGAGACUUUCGUCUUCCUGGACCUGGAAGCCACUGGGCUCCCCAGUAUAGAUCCCGAGGUGGCCGAGAUAUCUCUGUUCGCGGUGCACCGCUCCUCCCUGGAGAACCCAGACCGAGAUGAGUCUGGUGUCCCCGUGCUGCCCCGGGUCCUGGACAAACUCACGCUGUGCAUGAGCCCAGAGCGUCCUUUCACCGCAAAGGCCAGCGAGAUCACCGGCUUGAGCAGUGACAGCCUGGCCCGGUGCCGGAAGGCUGGCUUUGACAGCUCCGUCGUGCGGACUCUACAGGCCUUCCUGAGCCGCCAGGAGGGCCCCGUCUGCCUCGUGGCCCAUAAUGGAUUCGAUUACGACUUCCCCCUGCUGUGCACAGAGCUGCGGCGCCUGGGCGCCCACCUGCCCCCGGACACCAUCUGCCUGGAUACACUGCCUGCGCUUCGGGGCCUGGACCGCGCCCACAGCCAUGGCACCCGGGCCCAGGGCUUUAAGGGUUACAGCCUGGGCAGCCUCUUCCGCCGCUACUUCCACGCCGAGCCGAGUGCCGCCCACUCAGCCGAGGGCGACGUACAUACCCUGCUCAUGGUCUUUCUGCACCGCGCCGCUGAGCUGCUCAGCUGGGCAGACGAGCAGGCCCGGAGCUGGGCCCGCAUCGAGCCCAUGUACGAGCCACCCGAUGGUCCGAGCGUUGAAGCCUGAAUGCCGGGGGGCUCGGUGACGCCACCGCCCAGGGGCGUGAGGCCCGCCCCCAGCACCGUGGGCAGCGCCAGCUCUGACCAUUCAGUCGGGCCCUGGGGCCCGGAGCCGACAGCGGACCGGUGUCCCACUGUCCCUCUCCCCAUCCUCUGAGCUGGCUGGCCCUGGGCCUGCGCACCUGCCGGGCCUUCUCCCUGCCCGGGCCUGCCCAGCCUUGUAGCCCCAGAGCUCCCUGCCGGCCACCCCUCACCUGGCCUCUCAAUAAACAUGGACGAGUACUCAGCAGUUGAACCUCCAGUUUCCCUCUCCACCCUGCCCAGAGGGAGCAGGCAGGGAGCCAGGCCAGGGGCCGGAGCAGAGCCCCCUGGGGCCGCCUCCUUGUGGCCGUUCCUUGCUGAGAACCCAGUGGGUGACUGUCAGGUGGGGGCCGUGGGCCUCCUCCCUGGCUGGUCUGCUGCUGCCUGGCCUAUCGUCCCCUCCCUGCAUUGUCACCCCGGAGGC
Molecule: messenger RNA, 1407 nt
Organism: Panthera uncia (snow leopard)
Lineage: Eukaryota; Metazoa; Chordata; Mammalia; Carnivora; Felidae
Gene: TREX2
Product: three prime repair exonuclease 2
Exons: 1
Coding region: 199-909 (236 amino acids)
Biological process (GO): DNA catabolic process
Cellular component (GO): cytoplasm
Molecular function (GO): nucleic acid binding; 3'-5'-DNA exonuclease activity
Source: RefSeq, a predicted model, not a curated record